GAUAGAUUAGCCCUAAUGUAUCCAAUUAUACUGACUUUACGGAGACAAAAUCCAGAGUAAUGUGGAAAAGAGUAGCACAAAAUGAUGGCACAAACACAAAGAAACAAAAUAAAACACAGUACUGUUUAGGGGCUUUUUGUGAAGUGGAGCGUGAUCCUGCAGCUUUACCACGUAACACGAAACACUGAAACACAGUGACAGUGGGAAAAAAAAUGUUAUCGUGAACACAUCAUGUCACUGCGUAAAAAUGGUGCACACAGACUACACACUAGGACGUAAAUAUGCAAAGCUUGCAAAAUAUGUUACUGUUGGUAUAAGGUGAAUGGCUGCAAAGAAUAGGAGACAAAUGCCUUAAAUCUGAUGCUUUUUUGUCUCUGGUUUGUUAUCAGAUAUGCAUGCUGCUUAUGGAUCACUUGCUACCAUGAACUGUGGAUUUUUUCUAAGCCUGCUGGCAGUUGUCUGCCCACUUCACAUGAGGGUCUCAGCCUCUACUGAAACUCCUGAAAUUAACUCAACAAAUGCUGUGACCACUACAGAAUCAGAGGUCAGUGAGCUUUCAACACUUCAGCCAUUCAACACUCAACGUUCGUCUACCCCACAAACAUGGACUGCAACGACUCCACCCAUGGAGACAAAUAUAUUUAAUUCAAGUGGGAAUACAUCCAUAAGCGCCACAGUAAUGUCAACUGUUACUCAAGUCAAUUCCUCAACAGAAACCGUGACAGCAACUCAAAUUCACCCAGACUCUACACAAAGUCUUUCAGCCUUGACUACAACUCCGUCCAGCCAAACUCUGACAAUGCAAGAGCUUACCUCCUCUGUAUUAAAUUCAACUACAGUGGGUACAGUGGUAUCCCAUGACACCUCUUCAGUAUCAGUACAUGUCACUCCCACAUCUACACACAUUGUUGACUCACCCACAAACAUAUUUGUGACUGACACACCUAAGGCCUCAGACGUCACACAUAACAGUACAGCAACCAGCAUUCCACAUUUAUCAAAAAAUGAUCGCAUGUUAACAAGUACAUCUACACACAAAUUCCAAGACAAAACACAGACAGAGGGCCCAAAUUUAACCUCAAAUCAAUCUAACAAUGUAUCUGAGACUGUCACAUCACUGGAUUCAUCAGUUUUGAUCGCCACAAAUUUGACUCUGAGCCCUUCUGCAACAGCAGUUGCUUCUGGAUCCACUGGGACACAACCAACUUCAUCCCCUGUUAUUACAGUGUUAAACAUAUCCUCUUCCACAUUUGGAGGCUCAGCUGGGAAGAGUUCAUCAGUUAUUCCAACUGUAACAGUGACAGAGAUGAUCACUACACCGGAGGAAGCCACAAGCCCAGCCACAGUGAACAUGAAAUCAACCUCAACAUGGAGCAGCACAUAUACUCAACAGUAUAAUUCAUCCCCUAGAGGUGAUAGCUCCUCCACCACACAUCAACCCUCUGUCUCCAAUGAAAUUAAUGUCACUCAGGGGCAGAAUUCAGAAUCCAUCCAAACCCCUGAGACACAAAUGACAGAAUCCACUGCAAUGCAGACUUUACCAUCAGUUUCAGUAUCAACCACAACAUUAAAUCAAAAAAAUGUAUCAAUGAUGAAUCUAUCCUUAACUCCAAGUCCCUUCAUAACAACAGUAUCUACAGAGGCAACAACUACAGCAGCAACAGAAACUAUGGAAUACAACACAGCAACGCCAACCAAAAUAACACCUGUAGAGACAGAAUCAACCAAAACCUCAACACAACCAGCACAAAGUACAACAGUUGUAGGUACAAAACUAAACACACUGAUACAAAAUACUGUAUCAGUAACAACAGUGUCUAUUCAACCAACAGCACAAACAACUCCAUCUACACAGCUAUCUGAAUCUGCACCAUCAGUAUCUACCAUAACACCACCACAAACAGCAGAAGCAACCACAGUGCAUUCCAUGACAGUGAUAUCCAGUUUGCCUCUGACAGAUGAGUCCAAUAAUGUGCUGCAAGAAACCACAGCUAUGACACCAACUGAAGCCACCACUGAAUUUGGAAUGACAGAAUCUGUUUCAACACUGAAACAAGGCACAGUAUCUUCAAUAACAGACCAAAUCACACCACAGAGUUUGCAGUCUGUAGCAGCAACAGCAGCCACAACACCAGCUCAGACUAUCCAAUCUACAACAAAACACACUACAAUGCCAACACAAACUGAAGCAUCCUUGGCAACAGCAUCUACAGCCACACCUAUGCAAUCCCAAGCAUUUACAGCUGUAACAACACAAUCGGCUCCAGCACUAACUUCAGCAUCUGCUGCAUCACCAUCUACAACUUCACUGACACAUAUUCCAGCAUCUGGAACAACAGCGUCACCUAUGGAAACCAGACAAACUACUGCAACCACAAGAGUUCACACAGCAGUGCCAAACCCAACUACAGUAUAUGUGGAAACAGCAACAACCACAGAAAUUAUACCAACUUCUAGUUAUACUACGGUACAAGCUGGGAUUAAUGCACCAGUAGUAACAGAAAGUUCAACAUCCUUGACAUCAGCUGUCUCACCACGUCGUACAUUAUCUCUGGCAACAGGAUUCACUGCCACACCGACAGAAAGUAGAGGAACAGAAACAACAUCAACACAAAUUGGAGCUGUAACAAUACAAUCAACAACAACUCUGCCACAAAUUCCAGUAUCUGUAAUGACAGAAUCAGUUACAUCAUAUGCAGCUACAUCAGACUCAGAAAUAACAGUGGUACCACCCACAGCUGAAAUACAAAGUGCAGGAUCAACAAUUCACACCCCAACCCCAACCAUUAUACUGACAACAAUGGAAGAAACACCAACACAGACAUUAGUUUCAGUGACGCAGUCAACAAAUAACAGUACAUCUUCUACAUCUGGAUCAGUGAUUACAUCAUCAGAAACUAUAAUAUCCACAGGAACAGGCACAACAACAGCAACAACAGCAACGCGAACUACCAGAGUCACAACAACAGUUACAGUUGCAACACAAACAUCAUCUCCAACAAAUUAUACAAGAUCUACAAGACAACUGACUACAUCUAUGGUUUCACCAUCACGAAGACCAACACAAAUCACAGUUGUAGCCACUCAAUCAACAACUCCAGGACAAGCUACAACAUCUGCAACAAGGCAAUCAACACAAGAAAUCUCCAGUACUCAUGUUACUACACCAAAUAUUGCAGCGUCUCCACAAACUCCCAUGUCCACAACAACAGCAUCCACAGCAAUGUCAACUCCAUCCAUGACAACUACAACAGAGACAACUACAAUAUCAGUACAAUCAACACCAUCUGCAGAAACAGGAGUAACAACAACAAACUCUGUAGUACCAACAACAGAUCAACAAAAUGAAGCAAUGUCUGUCACAACACCAUCACAAAUCACUUCAACACAAACUACAUCAUCUGUAACAACACUGCCACAAACUAUAGCUGAUGAAACAACAGAGAGAGGAUCAACACAAAUUACAGUUGUAACCACACCAUCAACAAUGACAGAAUCAGUUACAUCACAAACAUCAACAACGGUAUCAUUAACUGCAGUGCCAACCACAGCUACAAAACAAAGUGCAGGAUCAACAACAAUUCACAGCACAACACCAACACAAAGUGGAUCAUUGACUACGUCAGCACAAACUACAUCAUCUGUGGCAACAGCAUUCACUACACAAACUGUAUCCACAACUGCAACUAUACAAUCUAUUCCACCCACAAUAGAAACAUCAAUAUCAACACAAAAUACAACAUCCAUGGUUUCACCAUCACAAAGACCAACACAAAUCACAGUUGUAGCCACUCAAUCAACAACUCCAGGACAAGCUACAACAUCUGCAACAAGGCAAUCAACACAAGAAAUCUCCAGUACUCAUGUUACUACACCAAAUAUUGCAGCGUCUCCACAAACUUCCAUGUCCACAACAACAAAACAGGAGUAA
This is a messenger RNA of Lates calcarifer (barramundi perch), 3931 nucleotides long. Its product is annotated as mucin-5AC-like. The transcript is spliced from 3 exons. NCBI's taxonomy places the organism in Eukaryota, Metazoa, Chordata, Actinopteri, Centropomidae. The coding region runs from base 392 to 3931 and encodes 1179 amino acids. The record is from RefSeq and is a predicted model, not a curated record.